AUGCGUAAAUAUGAGGCCUUGAGGAACCACCAAGGCGUGGCACUGCGUAUAAAAAACCGCGCUUCAAACUCAUUUCGAACUGGUAUCGUCAUGGACAUCAAGGGUAAGGUGGCGCUGAUCACGGGGGCCGGUGGAGACUUCGGAAAAGGAGUCGCUAAGCUCUUGCUCGAAAGAAAGUGUAAGGUUGCUAUUGUGGAUAACCGAAAAGAAGCAGGAGAAAAUGCACAGCGAGACCUUGCCAAAUCGUUCGGAAGGGACAACGUCAUCUUUCUGCAAUGCGACGUCACGAACGAAGAAGAAUUCGAGAACGCUUUUAUCGAAGCCAUCAACAAGUUCGGCAAACUGAACAUCGUCGUGAACAGCGCAGGUGUGGCUGAACUUCCCAACUGGAGGAAAGUGUACGCCAUCAACACGAUGGCCGUGUACUCUGGCAACCUCUUGGGCUUGAAACAUAUGGACAAGAGUCGCGGUUGGGAGGGUGGACAUAUCGUCAACGUGGCCUCCAUUACAGGUUUUAUGGCCUGUCCUCCCGUGCCGUCCUACGCAAGCGCAAAAGCAGCAGUCAUCUCCUUCACUCGCGCCUUUGGGAGCGACAUUUUCUUCAAGAGGACCGGUGUCACCGUGAACUGCAUUUGUCCGGAUGCUAUGGACACUCCUCUGCUGAAAGGACUGCUGGAUGCCUGCGUGCAUGGGGGCCCAGAAGCAAUCGCUGUUGGGAAAUAUUUCCAAGAAAGCAUCCUCGAUCCAGAAAAGGUGGCGCUGGGCGUCAUCAAGUUGAUCGAGGAAAGAGUCAACGGAGCUGCUCUCAUCGCCCUGCGCACGAAGGAAUUUGUUUACCGCAAAUUUGACAUGUGA
This is a messenger RNA of Ixodes scapularis (black-legged tick), 855 nucleotides long. RefSeq names its product 15-hydroxyprostaglandin dehydrogenase [NAD(+)]-like. Gene Ontology annotation, cellular component: cytoplasm. The record is from RefSeq and is a predicted model, not a curated record. The transcript is spliced from 8 exons. Bases 1 to 855 code for a protein of 284 amino acids. Lineage: Eukaryota; Metazoa; Arthropoda; Arachnida; Ixodida; Ixodidae. Gene Ontology annotation, molecular function: oxidoreductase activity, acting on the CH-OH group of donors, NAD or NADP as acceptor.